Messenger RNA from Anopheles aquasalis, 667 nucleotides. RefSeq names its product lysozyme c-1-like. Gene Ontology annotation, molecular function: lysozyme activity. The record is from RefSeq and is a predicted model, not a curated record. Lineage: Eukaryota; Metazoa; Arthropoda; Insecta; Diptera; Culicidae.
CCUAGCGUACAAUCAGUCCAGUUCAUCCAACUAAACGCAGCAUCAUGAAAGUGCUAGUACUUGCCGCUUUUGCCAUCUGCGCCAUUCUUGGCAGUGCCACCGUCGUUAGUGGAAAGACGUUCGGCAAAUGUGAGCUGGCCAAGAUCCUGGUGGACAAAGGUAUCGCCAAAAGUGCAGUUCCGGAUUGGAUCUGUCUGGUGCAGCAUGAAAGCGCAUUCAGUAGCACGGCAACGAACAAAAACAAAAACGGAUCCACUGAUUACGGAUUGUUUCAAAUCAACAAUAAGUACUGGUGUGACUCGGGCUACGGUACCAACGAUUGCAAAAUCGCCUGCAAAAGCUUGAUCAACGACGAUAUCACGGAUGACAUCAAGUGCGCCCAGCUAGUGCACCGCAGGCAUGGUUUCAACGCGUGGUACGGUUGGCUGAAUCACUGCAAGGGAAAGACGCUCCCGAGUGUGACCGAGUGCUUCUAAGAGAAUGGUGCGGAGGAGGACACAUCGUCUGUCAAUCGUCACCACCGACCAAGUCCUCGAUGCAUCAACGCCAACGUCGGGAUUCGCUUUCGAUAAAAGGUUCUGUCCGCCCCUUGGCCCCGGUAGCCAGCUGGUGGUGGUGGGGCACGGUCUUCCACGCAAAUAAUAACAAUUUUAUUGUAGUAAUAUGA